Patiria miniata (bat star) is the source of this 3171-nucleotide messenger RNA. Its product is annotated as fibroblast growth factor receptor 3-like. The transcript is spliced from 19 exons. Gene Ontology annotation, cellular component: membrane; signaling receptor complex. The record is from RefSeq and is a predicted model, not a curated record. Gene Ontology annotation, biological process: multicellular organism development; positive regulation of kinase activity; cell surface receptor protein tyrosine kinase signaling pathway. Gene Ontology annotation, molecular function: ATP binding; transmembrane receptor protein tyrosine kinase activity. NCBI's taxonomy places the organism in Eukaryota, Metazoa, Echinodermata, Asteroidea, Valvatida, Asterinidae. Bases 1 to 3066 code for a protein of 1021 amino acids.
AUGGCGUCUCUUAACUUCAUGACCAUUGUGCUGUGGCUGGCUUUAUAUGUACGAGCAAACCCGUCAUUCAACUGCACCUUUGAAGACGGUAUGUGCGGAUGGACGCAAUCAACUGAUGACGAUUCAUAUUGGAGGCUUGAUUCAGGAGGGACAGCAUCGUCCAAUACAGGACCUUUGAUUGACAAAACAAAAGGCAACUCGACUGGUAAUUACUGUUACUAUGAAGCAUCAGGUGGGGAUGAGAAUGACACAGCUCUCCUCGUCAGUCCCGUCGUUCACACCACUGGUUUACACUUCUGCUUCAACUUCUGGUACAACAUGUAUGGAGAUACAAUGGGUACUCUGAAUGUGUUCCGGAUUCCGAGUCACGGAAGCAUCAACGAGGGCGACAUUAUCCUCACCAGAACUGGACAACAAACGAACGGAUCAACGUGGCUUUCUGAAGAGAUCUGUUUACCAAAUAUUAUUUCAAGCUUUCACAUAGCCUUCCAGGCAGUGCGUGGAAGUGAAUUCAGGUCUGACAUUGCAAUCGAUGAUUUGAGUGCGACAGUUUUCACGGCGCAACCAUUAUUGCUCUGGGACUCGGCUGGAACCUUCCCAACUGCCGGCGGAACAACUAAUACUGUUGAUGGAGCAGACCAUUCUUUCCACUGUGUAACACGAGAUGUGAAGCACGAGACAGUUUUCAGUUGGAAAGUUAAUUAUCAGGAGACAGCACCUGACAGCAGCAGCACACAAGAAGAGCAAGGAGUUAUCACAAGCACCAGCGUACUUUCGCUACCUGGGACGAGCAUCAAGCACGGCGACUUAGUGCAGUGCUGGGCCUUCACGGAAUAUCAUUUUGCUCGAAGCAUCAGCGUUACGAUUCACGUUAAAGUUCCUCCAAAGGAAUCCAGUUUAUCCCUUUAUGACUCCGGUGGGAACGUGACUAGUCGAAGAGCAAGCGUCAUGGAGGGGGCGCGCCACUCUUUGUUGUGCACGGUUCGACAGACAAGACCAGCUGCUACUAUAAAAUGGUUCCUGAAUGACGCUCUGCAAAGAACUGUUGACCCUCCUUCUGGAGAAAGCGAAGGUUUGGUAGACACCACGAGCAGCUGGACGGUCGUCCCUAGCAGAGCCAAUCACGGGCAGAGGGUGAAGUGUGUCGCGAGAACGGCGGAGUCUCAGCGCCCUUUACCAUUUGCGAUUGUCACACUGGAUGUUAGAGGUCCUCCGGACACUCCAGCUGUAACAGGCAACUCAACGAUGACUGCAAAUGAGACCGUCCAACUAACUUGCCGAGCCAGCCACGGAUAUCCUGCAGACUGGCAGCUGGUUUGGACUAAUGGCGGCCUACCUCUUGCUGGUACUCAUACCACCGCCGUGUCAACAUUGGGCAACCGUUACAGGUUCAGCAGCACGUUAAACUUCACGCCAACCAGAGAAGAUAAUCGGAAGAUGAUCACAUGCUCUGCCAGAAGAGGAUCCUGGACUCAAGACAUGACAGGAUCGUUGGGUCCAAUCGACGUCCAAUACUGGCCAGAAUUUUCCGAGCCAUCUGUAACUCCAUCUAAUCAUGUUGAGGAGGGAGAUGACAUCAUUUUAUCAUGUAGUGCGGACGCCAAUCCCAAGCCGGCUGACUUCAUCACGUGGGAAAAGGUUGAGUCCCCUGGCUCCCUACCUUCCGUCUACAGCAAUGGAACAAGCACACUGUUGCUAAGCAAGAUCAACAGGGAGCAGGCUGGGACGUACAGGUGCCGCGGAGACAACGGUGUACCACCGGUGGUGUAUUCCAGCCCGAUCGUUGUCAUCGUGCGUUCACCUGUUACUCCAUCAGUCGUCGAUAUACUGACAAGCUGGCCUUUUCUUACUGUCGUCAGUGUGCUGGGAAUACUGUUGCUCAUCAGUAUCACGAUACAGGCGGUCGGCUGCUUCUACCGUAAACGAAAGAGGCCAAGCCAAAAGAAGGAAUACCAGCCCCCAUCGUGUUUUCUUGCCUGCAGUGGAGCUAGGACCGGAGGUCCAGUCCGGGUCAUUGCAGAUACGGAAUGCUACGAAAAUAUGGGGAUCCCUAUGCAAACCAUUCGCGCAGUCGAAAGUGAUCCGGUUGAGUCAACCUAUGCUGACAUCCCGGACUGCCGCGCAGCAAUCUCGCGAGACCAGCUGACCUUCCUACAAGAACUCACCCAGGGCACCUUCGGGAAAGUGCUACUUGCAAGAGCCGUGGGCAUCGAGCAGCGAGGCCUUGUCACCCACGUGGUUGUCAAAACUGUAAAAGAUGGAAGCGACCCGAAGGAGAAAGAAAACCUGAUUCGAGAGUUGAAUUCGAUGAAACCUCUCAGUGGUCACGCGAAUAUCGUUAAGCUCCUUGGAUACUGCAUCAACGAAGACCCGAUCUAUGUCAUCGUGGAACACGUGGCGAAUGGCAACCUGAAGGAGAUUCUUACUGAUAGCCGAUCUGAACGGGUGUAUGACAACCUGCGAGGGGCUGUGUGCGCAUCCCUCUCACCCCGGACUUUGCUGAGUCUGGCCAGGGGCGUGGCCGAAGGCAUGGCUUACUUGGCUUCACAAGGGUGUCUUCAUCAAGACCUUGCUGCCCGUAAUGUUCUUGUUGGGGAGGAUAUGGUGAGCAAGAUAUCCAAUUUUGGAUUCGCCAGUGACGUCGCCGAAAUGAGAACAUACAAACGCAAAAGCACGGGAUUUUCCCCUCUGCGAUGGAUGGCGUUGGAGUCCGUUCUUGAUGACGUGUACACAAUAGAGAGUGACGUGUGGUCUUUUGGGGUUCUGCUGUGGGAAAUUGUUACUCUCGGUGGCCACCCCUACCCAACCCUGAGUGCCAAGAAAGUGGUUUCCAAAGUGAAGACAGGGUACCGGAUGCCCCGUCCCGACCACUGUCGAUUGCAAUUGUACCAGGUGAUGCGUGCUUGCUGGACUAAGAACCCGGCAGCACGACCGACAUUUGCAACAAUCACCGAGAAACUUGGAGGACUGUUGGGCAAAGCUAACGAAUGCAUAUUGUUGGAAAGCUGCCAGGAGAGCAUCUACAAAAUGUCGGUCACAGGUGGAUCAGACUUUGAAAAGAUCUAAGCGAGGAGUCAUUGGAGUGAAUGAAUGAGCACAGUCGUGGCUAUUUUUUCAUAAAAUGAAUAAGCCCUCAUUAGAAAAUGUGCACUUCGUUUAGCCUUUACAAUU